Oldenlandia corymbosa var. corymbosa is the source of this 2394-nucleotide messenger RNA. Lineage: Eukaryota; Viridiplantae; Streptophyta; Magnoliopsida; Gentianales; Rubiaceae. The record is from the annotation of a GenBank genome assembly.
AUGGCGGCAUUGUACGCCUCGACAACCCAUGUCAAGUCUGCUGCUUUUUCACGGUCUUCAUCAUCGCAUUCCAAUGAACCCAAUUCCUCUGCCAAGCCAACCCGAUCACUCUCAUUCCUCAACUUCUCCAAUCCUAUUUGUCCCGCUCUUUCUUCCAAGUUCAAUAAGUCCAUUUCCGUGGGUUCAUCUCCUCUUACGAUUACUGCUUCCUCCUCAUCCCCUUCUUCUUCUUCUCCCACUGCUGUCGCCGAUGAAUCGCAGGGCCUCAAGAUUAAGUCAGUGCCCACCAAGCCCUUUGAGGGUCAAAAAACUGGAACCAGUGGUCUCCGGAAGAAAGUUAAAGUGUUUAUGGAAGAGAAUUACCUAGCCAACUGGAUUCAGUCAUUGUUUAAUUCUUUGCCACCUGAGGAUUAUGUCAAUGGAGUUCUGGUUCUGGGAGGAGAUGGUCGGUAUUUUAAUCGCGAAGCUGCGCAGAUAAUAAUCAAAAUAGCUGCAGGAAAUGGUGUUGGUAAAAUCUUGGUUGGCAAGGAAGGUAUAUUAUCAACUCCAGCUGUUUCUGCUGUAAUACGGAAGAGAAAGGCCAAUGGUGGUUUUAUAAUGAGUGCAAGCCAUAAUCCUGGAGGUCCAGAGUAUGAUUGGGGUAUUAAGUUCAACUACAGCAGUGGACAGCCAGCUCCAGAAUCCAUAACUGACAAGAUUUAUGGGAACACACUUUCUAUUUCAGAAAUAAAAGUGGCGGACAUUCCUGAUGUUGACCUUACUCGCCUUGGGAUAACAAAAUAUGGGAAUUUUAUUGUGGAAGUGGUUGAUCCAGUUGCUGAUUAUCUGGAACUUAUGGAGAAUGUAUUUGAUUUUUCUCUCAUCAGGAGUCUUCUGUCGCGGCCGGAUUUCAGUUUUGUCUUUGAUGCAAUGCAUGCUGUUACCGGAGCGUAUGCAAAACCUAUUUUUGUGGACAAGUUGGGAGCAAGUCCUAAUUCUAUUUUAAAUGGAGUGCCCCUAGAAGAUUUUGGACAUGGCCAUCCUGACCCAAAUCUGACAUAUGCAAAGGACUUGGUCGACAUUAUGUAUGGAGAGAAUGCACCAGACUUUGGGGCUGCAAGUGAUGGAGAUGGUGAUAGGAACAUGAUUCUUGGUAGAGGGUUUUUUGUCACCCCUUCGGAUUCUGUAGCACUCAUUGCAGCCAAUGCACAGGAUGCCAUUCCAUACUUUGGUGCUGGCCCUAAGGGUUUAGCUCGAUCAAUGCCAACAAGUGGCGCUCUAGACCGUGUUGCUCAAAAAUUAAGUCUUCCAUUUUAUGAGGUACCAACCGGUUGGAAAUUCUUUGGUAACCUAAUGGAUGCAGGAAAAUUGUCAAUAUGCGGGGAAGAAAGUUUUGGAACUGGUUCUGAUCACAUUCGUGAGAAAGAUGGCAUAUGGGCUGUAUUAGCUUGGCUUUCAAUAAUUGCGUACCGAAACAAGGACAAGAGGCCUGGAGAGGAAUUAGUCUCCGUGUCUGAUGUGGUAAACCAACAUUGGGCUACUUAUGGAAGGAACUUCUUUUCUAGAUAUGACUAUGAGGAAUGUGAGUCAGAGUCAGCAAACAAAAUGAUAGAGUAUCUCAGGGAUUUAGUUUCCAAGAGCAAAGAAGGCGAUAAAUAUGGUAGUUAUGUCCUUCAGCUGGCUGAUGACUACAACUAUACUGAUCCAGUGGAUGGAAGUGUGGCAUCCAAACAAGGUGUGAGAUUUGUGUUCACAGAUGGAUCGAGGAUCAUCUUCCGAUUAUCGGGCACUGGGUCCGCUGGUGCUACUAUCCGGGUGUAUAUUGAGCAGUUCGAGCCAGAUGCAUCAAAACACAUUUUGGAUGCUCAAGCUGCACUAAAACCUUUGAUCGAUUUGGCGCUGUCAUUAUCCAAGCUUCAGGAGUUCACAGGAAGAGAGAAACCAACAGUCAUUACCUAAACAGAGUGAUGCUUCAACAAAAGAUAGAAUCCUAGCAGUAACAAGUAUAUCAGGUGAACUCAGAGUCCACUGAAAAUGGAGGGUUCCUGAGCUGAGAAGACAUCAUAUGGAAUGAAACAGUGAUAGGGCCGAUAAUAGGAAGUAGAAAUCACUAUUUUGGGAAGAGUUGAGGAGGUGUUUUUUUUAUAGGUUUAUAUCUUUUUUUCCUCAGGCUUCAUAUUGCAUGGGUGUGCUACUUUUGGAACCCAUCUCACAAGUGUCAACUAAACCAUAUCUUUACAUCCCAAAAGAUCCAAAACCAAAAUCCAAGCAGAUUGUCUAUGCUCCCCAUUGGUGAGGAAGAAAAGACUUCAAAAACUUGCCCAGACCCACCAAUGAAUGGAAUAAUCGAGUCGGCAAACCAAAGGGAAUAGAUAUAUAGUAAAACAACUAAUCAUGAAAUCCCUUCUUCUUAGA